Molecule: messenger RNA, 3285 nt
Organism: Solea solea (common sole)
Lineage: Eukaryota; Metazoa; Chordata; Actinopteri; Pleuronectiformes; Soleidae
Product: circadian-associated transcriptional repressor-like
Exons: 6
Coding region: 273-1328 (351 amino acids)
Biological process (GO): circadian regulation of gene expression; negative regulation of DNA-templated transcription
Cellular component (GO): nucleus
Molecular function (GO): RNA polymerase II cis-regulatory region sequence-specific DNA binding
Source: RefSeq, a predicted model, not a curated record
CAGAAGAGUCAGACCGGCGGAGCAGAGACGUUUGUAACCCCGCCCCCUCCCGGACACGUUGCCCAGGGAGAGGCUGCACGGGCUGGAUGUAACUGAUGAGUGGACGUCUCUUUACCGCUGCUGCUGCUGCUGCUGCUGCUGCAUUCAUGCUCUCUGUCUCUCUCUCCAUCAUUAACUCUCUACGUCAGACUCUUGUCCUCAUUUCACCGAGCAGGACACGCUACUGGUCGCAGGUGGUGAUGCUCUCUACUGGCUGAGAGUGUAACCCCACCAUGUCAACUUCAGACUCUGAUUACUCUAUUGACUGGCUCGCCAGCGAUGAGGAAGACUAUGAGAGCCCAAAGACACUCAGUCCCCGGUGCACAGUGGAGUCAUCGUCUUCAUCCUCAUCGUCUUCUUCAUCAUCAAGGGAAUCUCCCACUAGCUGCGUCCACUCUGGAGUGAACCAGAGGAGGAUGAGCAAAUCGCGCAACUGCGCAGACGUCAGAGCCCAGGCUGUUCUGCAGACGCCGGCCUUCAGCCUGCCUCAGGGAUCCACGUCUGUUUGUUUGCAGCAGACUCUUCCUGUGGAGGCGCAGCAUCGUUCAACCAGGAAGAGAGCACACAGUGCUGGUUUGGAUGGACUCUGUGAAAAGAAUCAAGCAGACACUGAAAAUGAGCUAUUCUCACACAAGUGCUUGGAGCUGCAGUGCUAUAUCCAGCCUCUGUCCUCCAUCCUGCGGAGCCUGAAAUCAGGGAGGUACUCUGAACGUCUCAGCAGUUUCCAGGAGAGCAUUGCUAUGGACCGUAUUCAGAGAAUACUGGGAGUCCUUCAGAACCCAAACAUGGGCGGGCGUUUCCUCAGAAUCAUUCUGAAAAUAGAAGAAAUGCUUCGGAGUUGGUUUCCGCAAAUCGAACCAAAUCGGCAGCAGAUGUUUGAUGACGCACCACCCAAGAAGCAAAAGCGUCACUCCUCCUCCUCCCCCGCAGCAUCUCACUGCUCGUCAGACAUAAAGGUGACGGCCUCAUUCUCCUCCUGUCUCCUCAAAUGGUCUCACACCUCAUCACCCAUCUGCUCACUGAAGACGACAGAGUCGGCGCACAGCCCAGCCGCCACCGCCGCUCUACUCCCGCCCGCUCGCUGCAGACAGGAAGUGACCCAGGACAACGUCGUCUCCUCCAGCACGGACUCACACACAAGAUCACAGCACCACCUCAGCGCCCGGCCUGUCCACAGCCAGGGACUGACGCCCUUCACAAUCAGCUCGCCUUGUCUCAAAAGACUCCUGCAGACAAAGGACAGCAUCAUCACUCCCAGGACUGUGGGAGAUGAAGACUGGCUGUCGUAAGCGGUGCCAUACGUGCUGUGGCUGACCUCUGGUCUUUUUCUUUGCAGCUCAGUCCACAAUAGGACCUUCUCCGGUUUCAAAAGUAAUCCUCUCCACACACACACACACACACACACACACACACACACAGUUAUUAGGGUUACAUGUUUGGCUACACAACUCAUCUGGUGUAAACAAGCGCGAUGAUGUCAAACAGAGGAGACACAGGUGUACCGUGUGAUGGUUAAAGCCAGAAAAGUCAGAUUUUCCUGUUAAAAUCUUCAUCCUCAGCCACAGUUUUAGUGUGUAUGAAAGGCCAGGACACACCAAAAAAAAGCUGUUUUCAAAAAUACCUGCCUACAUGACAUGGAGGUCACUGUAAAAAUGGUCAGUGACAAGAACUGUUUGGAUGGACUUCCUCAUGUAACAAGUCCACAGGUUGUUGGUUGGCGACACGAGACGGAGACGCCGAGUGAAACAUGAAUAUAACAUCGUUUGACCCGAAAUUUGUCUGAUAGGACUCCUCCGCCUGAUUCCUCUACCUCAGACACACUGUUCCCACAAACACCACUCCUCAACUUUUGAGUUAAUAUUUUACCAAUAUUAAACCAUAUCAUCACCAUGUGCUAUUACAUAUAUUUAAUUACUUAGCUUCCAAAUAUAAAGUGGGACGUGAGACUUGCCGCUCUGUAAUGAGAACUUGGUAAAGUUCAGCGUUUCAAUAACUGGUCAGUUUUCUUCCUUUUUUAUCUUCCUUCGUCAGCAGUUAAUGCGACUUUCAGACUUUAACCACAAUCUGCUAGAAGACAGUUUUAGAUUUAAAAAAAAAAAAAAAUGUUCUAUUAUAUUUAAACAGGGUUCCUAGACCUUGGUUGACAUCAAAUUCAAGCACUUUCCAGGACAAAUUUCCUCAAAUUCAAGGACUGACAGUACAGACACAGUUUAAGAUGGAAGGACAACGUGUAAGAGCCACUUUGCCCAUGACGUCCACUUUUAUAGAUUGGCAGCACACCCUGCAUCUGGAUAAGUGAUCUUAAGCAAGAGAUCUUGGAAUUAGCAUUUCCCAGGUAUCACGUAAUUUGUCUCUUUCUUGCUUAACGUUACUCGCUCAUUGUUCUGCGUGGAAUCUCAUGUCAACGGCGGAGAGAGACAGCGAGAGGACAGAGUCCACAACCCCGCUAGUAACUAUGACUCAAGACAUUAUCAACCUAAAUUCUUUCUUGCACAAAAUUCAAGCACUUUCAAUGAUCCAAUUUUCAAAAAACCUCCAAGGGCCUUGAAUUUGUUUUGUUUUUUUCCAAAUUCACAUGUUGAAGAUUUUCACUGACUUAUGGGAACCCUGUUUAAAUGGUUUAAUGUUGAGUUUCAGGUCACUGCGACAGAAAUGUCACCAACUUGUAUUUGAACACAUCGUGUGUCGACACACUGACGCCUAGUUUCCAUUAGUUCUGUCCAUACGAGAGUCCUUUCAAGUGCUGCUGUGAUUAAAUAAUAUUAAAUAAUUAGUAGUAAUAGUUUUCUCAAAGCAAAAACAUGUACUAUACUCUGUCUUUCGCCCUAUAUCAGCAGAGUUUAACACCAGCGACCCUCAUGUGGAGGAUAAAGCUGCAAUAACAGACAUAAAGCAUAGACAAAACAAACUAAUAAUAUCCUCCCCAUCCAUUAACAACUGAUUUUCGCAGCAUUGAUCACGGGGAGGCAGAAUCUGUAAAUGAAACAGAAUUAUUACAAGAACUAAAACAGUGGAAACGAGGUGUGGUGGUGACCGACGCUGGUGUUUUAGCGUGCUGCAUUCACUGCUCAGCCUUUGACAGACAUCAAUAAAUAACGAAAUAUGUGGCGAGCAUAAAAAUCCAAAACUGUUCUUUAAUAGAUGUAGAUGUUUUUUUUCGUUGUGUGAUUUUAUUUCAUCUGCUCAGAUGGAAACAUGGCCUUUGUGAUAUUUUAUAUUCUGAAAUAAAUGUGAUGACUUUCUGAA